This is a messenger RNA of Penaeus monodon (black tiger shrimp), 2487 nucleotides long. Its product is annotated as serine incorporator 3-like. Gene Ontology annotation, cellular component: membrane. The transcript has 7 exons. Lineage: Eukaryota; Metazoa; Arthropoda; Malacostraca; Decapoda; Penaeidae. The record is from RefSeq and is a predicted model, not a curated record. Bases 149 to 1720 code for a protein of 523 amino acids.
UAUCCUAAUGGUAAUGGUAACUCUGUAACGUGAGCCUGGUAUAAUAAGCUGUGUGCUGGUCUAGCCAGUCGGGCUGAAGCAGGACUGUCACCGAUCUUGCUUUUCAGCGCUCCAGUUUUUAUAAAAGUAGUUAAGGGCAGCUAUUACAAUGACGGGGAUGUAUCCAGAAGAAGAGGAGAUGAUCGAGGACAGAUCUUGCGGCCGUGCUCAGUUUGGCUGCCUCUGUGGUACUUCCUCCUGCCGCCUGUGUUGCCGUCCAUGCCCCAGUGUGUUUGAGAGCACCUCAACACGGCUGGUCUACAUCUUCUACCUCAUGUUAAGUGUUGGUGUCAUGGCUAUCAUGAUGUCCAAGGAAGUCCAAGAAGAGAUCAUGGAAAUAUUCCCUGACCAUAAGAUAGUGUGUUCCUGGAUUGGGGCAGGGGAUAACUGUGAGGCUGCUCUGGGCUAUGUUGCUGUCUAUAGAUUAGGAUUCGCCAUUUCAGCUUAUCACUUUCUUCUGAUGUUGAUUACAUGUGGUGUAUCAACCAGCAGAGAUUUCCGUGCCGGUGUACACAAUGGAAUGUGGUUCUACAAAACCCUUUUGCUGUUAACAUUCUGUAUUGGAGCAUUCUUCAUCCCGGAUCCAAAUGAUUUAUUCAUAAACGUUUGGAUGUACACAGCCAUGGCAGGUGCUGCCCUCUUCAUUGUGAUUCAGCUUCUGUUGCUGGUAUUUUUGUACCAUUCAUGGACGGAUAAGCUGAUGGCACGUGUAAAUAAUGGAGGAUCUGCAUGCUGUUGGUAUGGAGUGGUAGCUGUACCUGCAUCCAUCUUGGCAUACAGUGCAUGUGCCUGUUGUGUCAUUCUCCUGUACUAUUUCUUUGCAAUGGGAGAAGGAUGCAACCGAAACCACUGGUUUAUUAUCAUAAAUGCAGCAGCCUGCAUUUUGGCAUCAAUAAUUGCUGUUAUUAAAAAAGGACCAAAAGAUGUUCGUCUGAGACUUCUACAUUCUUCACUUGUCUCGAUGUAUGUUACAUACCUCACAUGGACAGCCAUAGGAAGUGCCCCACGCAAGUACCAGAAAACCGCUGAUAAUGUCUGGAUCGGGCCUGGUUAUGAUAUCAACUCAAGAAUAGUUUUACCUGAACAGGAAUACUAUUGUGGUCCGAAUGAAGAUGAAGAGAACUGGGGAGAUGAAGUCUUGCCUUAUGUAAGCUUGGUGAUAACAUUUGUAACUGUUAUGUAUUCUGCAAUUGGCUCAUCAACCCCAGAGAACUGUCAAGCCAUAGAAUUUCCCAGCUGCCCAACUAAGCAGAAUGUUCAGCGACACAAGGUAGAAGACAUCGGAGGUCAGAAGGUGAUUCGUAAUGAGGCUGAGGGCUUGGCUUAUAGCUACUCUCUCUUCCAUGUCAUGUUAGGACUAGCAAAUCUAUAUAUAAUGAUGAGUUUAACAGCAUGGUAUAUGCCUUCAUCUGCAACUCUGAUGACAUUUGGUCGCUCUUGGUCUGUUGUUUGGGUCAAGAUGGUUUCCUGUUGGGUAUGUCUUAUUAUUUUUGUAACAGUAACCAUCUUCCCUACCAUGCUUCCUAGCAGCUCUGUUCGCAGUAACUCCAUAGGCAGUUUGAGGAAUGGAUAUCCGGGUAGUGGAUAUUUGGGUAGUUCACGCAGCCUGGAUGAUGAGGCAGCAGUGCCUCUGUCACCUAGCAAACCAACUGUUACCAUCCACCAGGAGACAACUGUGUGAACAGAAACAGGAGGAAUGCUUUUAUUUAUUGAGUUACAUAGUUUAAUUUAUUUGCUUGUUGUUCUAUGAUAAAUUUGUAUCUGUUUUGUAAUUUUCUGUUUUGGUAAAAAGUUACUGAUAAAUGGAUAUUGCAUUUUCAAGUGAUCUGAGGUAAGGAAAAGUUCUUGAUGCAUUCUAAUGACUCCUUUUGAUUGCCAUUGUUUAGUCCUCCUUAGAGUUUUAUAGAAGGCUAUGAGUCAUUGAGGUUUAGUACCUGUUUAAUAUUUCAGGUAUAAGAAAGAAAGACAAAACUACAGAAUCUCAAAAAGAUUAUUAUUAGAUCUGAACCUAAUUGAGUUUAUUCAGAACUGAUGUUAUUUUACUUUAUAGUAAGUAACAGUACAGAGGAGAAGCCAUAUCAUCAGGUUUGCAUUAUUGCAGCCAUGCUGUAAAUUCCUGAGAAAAGUUACAUUAAGUUCACUGGAAGUAAGUAAAUGUUACUUUUGCUUAUUGUAACUGAGACAAAUGUCAGCCAAAGAAAUGUUUCAGAUUAGCUUUAAGGAGGGAAGAGUAAGACUAAAAAUAUUCAGAACCUUAGACUAGAGGCCUUACUAAUUUAUGAUUGGCACUGAUCAUAAACUCAUCUAGGGACGUGUCAGCAGAUUGUGAUUUUUUUUACUUUGAAGUGGUAUUUUAUUUGCCUGGUUUGAAAAGUACUUACUGCUUUUUUGUGUGAAUAGUAAGACAACCUGUUUGACAACAAGGUCACAAUAGUAUUUUAUGUAUUU